GGGACGGACGCGUUAGUGAGUGAGUGCUGCCUAUCAAAUAUACUACAUGUACGUGUCUUCAUGCACACAGUCAACAACAAAACAUAUAUAUGCCUCACAUCAAGAUAAAGACCAUCACGCCACACCGACACCAACCGCACAAAAGAUCGACGUCAUUGACAGCCUCUCACAUCUACGCCCCCUUGAUCCUCAGAAGCUCCUCUUUCUUGUCCUUGACCAAUGCCUCCAGCAUGUCAAUCUCCGCCUGCAGAGCGUCCGCCCUCUCGUAAUAGACGCCCUUCUCAGUAAUCACGGGAUAAAUGCCCUUCUCAUUGUGCACCUCCCGGCCGUCACAGGGCGGUGUGAACACACAGACCAGUUUGCAGCCGUCAGGGCCGGCGGUCACCGAGUGUCUGUCGUGCUGGUCAAGCAGGUAGGCCUCCCCCGCACCAAGGGCGUGUGCCUCGCCGGUCUGCUUGUCAGUCACUGUGCAUGAGCCGCUGUAGAUGAGGCAGGCUUCGAUGUGGUUGGCGUAGCUGCAGCCAUCCAUCCAUCCAUCCAUCCAUCAUUCGGUCGGCACAAUGAAUGAUCCAUCUCCAUGUGCUGCAGCCGAGCCGGCCGCCUGUGUUGGCUGGCUGCUCACUUACUGUAUGUUGGUCUGCGUGUUGGGCGCCACGUGAGUGUCAUGCAGCGAAAAGCUCGUCCCGUCCUGAUCAUAUAUCCAUGAGCCAGCCAGCAAGAUCCAACUUUGUGUGCAUCAGGCAGUCCAGUCAGUCGGUGAAUGGAAUGGCGUCUAGUCUUGCCUUUCGGACGAAGUAUCGUCGGCUUUCCCAGUUGGGGCCUUUCGCCCACAGGCCGAGGUCACCCAACUCAGACAACCGGCGGAUCUUCAUCACAUCACCGGUCGGCAGAUCUGCAGCCACUCCAACAGCUGCAGAAGUGUGAACGACUGAGGAGGUGUUCCCAAAAGAACCAAUAUAUUG
This is a messenger RNA of Vitrella brassicaformis, 962 nucleotides long. The record is from the annotation of a GenBank genome assembly. Lineage: Eukaryota; Vitrellaceae.